AUGACAAUCGAUCUGAGUAAAGUAACUGUUUCAAGUACUCCGUUCGCUCUUAUCGAUGAGUACAGUGCUAUUCCACAAGAACAAGAAAUUCUGUUUUCAAUGCACACUGUUUUUCGUGUCGGUGAGAUUAAACAGUCGGCCAGCAAUAGUCGCCUGUGGGAAGUUCAAUUAACUCUUACAGACGACAAUGAUCCACAACUGGCUGCUCUCACCAAACGCAUACAAGCCGAGCUCUUUGGACCUACAGGAUGGCAUCGAUUGGGUCAUCUAAAGCUGAAAAUGGGUUACUUCAAUCAAGCUGAAGAACUCUACAACGAAUUACUCAAGGACGCUUCUAGUGACAGUGAUAGAGCACAUAUUUAUCACCAGCUUGGACGAUUGCAAAGCGGAAAAGGACAAUACACAGAAGCAGUUUCAUCUUACAAGGAGGCCCUCGAAAUUGACCGAAAAACUCUACCAGAAGAUCAUUCUUCAUUAGCUAAUACCUACAACAACAUUGGACUUGUAUAUGCCAACAUGGGUGACCACUCGAAAGCCCUUCAAUUUUACGAAAAAACAAUUAAAAUAAAAGAAAAAACUCUGUCUCCAGAUGACCCCGAUUUGGCUCUUUCCUACGACAGUAUCGCUUCGGUGUAUGACGACAUGCGUGACUACACGAAAGCGCUUGAGUUUCACGAUAAAGUACUUAAAAUAAGAGAAAAAGCUCUGCCUCCGAAUCAUCCACAUUUGGCUACUUCCUACAACAACAUUGGUCUUGCGUAUAGCAACAUGGGUGACUACUCGAAAGCAAUUGAGUCUUACGAUAAAGCACUUCAAAUAAGAGAACAAGCUUUGCCUCCGAAUCAUCUCGAUUUGGCUUAUUCAUACAACAGCAUCGGUGUGGCGCAUUCUGACAAGGGUGAUUAUUCAAAAGCGCUUUCAUUUCUAGAAAAGGCACUUGAUAUUCGACAACAGUGUCUUCCAUCAACACAUCCUGCAAUUAAACGAGUGAUAGACAAUAUUGACUACGUAAAAAAGAAGAUGUAA
Messenger RNA from Rotaria sp. Silwood2, 1026 nucleotides. Lineage: Eukaryota; Metazoa; Rotifera; Eurotatoria; Philodinida; Philodinidae. The record is from the annotation of a GenBank genome assembly.